This is a messenger RNA of Chanos chanos (milkfish), 2260 nucleotides long. It is a transcript of the gene hdac1, whose product is annotated as histone deacetylase 1. Gene Ontology annotation, biological process: heterochromatin formation. Gene Ontology annotation, molecular function: histone deacetylase activity. Gene Ontology annotation, cellular component: NuRD complex. The record is from RefSeq and is a predicted model, not a curated record. The coding region runs from base 25 to 1479 and encodes 484 amino acids. Lineage: Eukaryota; Metazoa; Chordata; Actinopteri; Gonorynchiformes; Chanidae. The transcript has 14 exons.
GCUCAGGCUGUAAUUGGAGAUAAAAUGGCGCUGACUUCUCAAGGAACAAAGAAGAAAGUUUGCUAUUAUUAUGAUGGUGAUGUUGGCAAUUAUUACUAUGGCCAGGGCCACCCCAUGAAGCCCCACAGAAUCCGCAUGACCCAUAAUUUACUUCUGAACUAUGGGCUGUACAGGAAGAUGGAAAUCUACAGGCCUCAUAAAGCCAAUGCUGAAGAGAUGACCAAGUACCACAGUGAUGACUACAUCAAGUUCCUGCGCUCCAUCCGUCCGGAUAACAUGUCAGAGUACAGCAAACAGAUGCAGAGAUUUAAUGUGGGGGAGGAUUGUCCUGUGUUUGAUGGCCUGUUUGAAUUCUGUCAGCUCUCAACAGGUGGCUCUGUAGCUGGGGCAGUGAAACUGAACAAACAACAGACAGACAUCGCCAUUAACUGGGCAGGAGGCCUUCACCAUGCCAAGAAGUCUGAAGCCUCUGGCUUCUGCUAUGUUAACGACAUUGUCCUGGCCAUUCUGGAACUGCUUAAGUAUCAUCAGAGAGUGCUGUACAUUGACAUUGACAUUCAUCACGGCGAUGGUGUAGAGGAGGCUUUCUACACCACUGACCGUGUCAUGACCGUGUCCUUCCACAAGUACGGGGAGUACUUCCCUGGCACAGGAGACCUCAGAGAUAUUGGUGCAGGGAAAGGCAAAUACUAUGCUGUGAACUACCCUCUCAGGGACGGCAUUGAUGACGAGUCUUAUGAAGCCAUUUUCAAACCAAUCAUGGCUAAAGUGAUGGAGAUGUAUCAGCCCAGCGCAGUGGUUCUGCAGUGUGGCGCUGAUUCUCUGUCUGGAGACAGACUGGGUUGUUUCAAUCUUACCAUUAAAGGCCAUGCUAAGUGUGUGGAGUACAUGAAGAGCUUUAACCUUCCCCUGCUCAUGCUGGGGGGUGGGGGCUACACCAUCCGUAACGUGGCUCGCUGCUGGACGUUUGAAACGGCUGUGGCACUGGACACCACGAUCCCCAACGAGCUUCCAUACAAUGACUACUUUGAGUAUUUUGGACCAGACUUCAAACUUCACAUAAGCCCAUCCAACAUGACCAACCAGAACACAAACGAUUACCUGGAAAAGAUUAAGCAGCGUCUGUUUGAGAACCUGCGCAUGCUGCCCCAUGCCCCGGGCGUGCAGAUGCAGGCCAUCCCUGAGGAUGCCGUGCAGGAGGACAGCGGCGAUGAGGAGGAGGAUCCUGACAAACGCAUCUCCAUCCGUGCUCAUGAUAAGAGGAUAGCCUGUGAUGAAGAGUUCUCAGACUCUGAGGAUGAAGGCCAAGGUGGCCGUAGAAACGCGGCCAACUACAAAAAGGCCAAGCGAGUCAAAACCGAGGAGGAGAAGGAUGGAGAAGAGAAGAAAGGUGAGCCAACAGAUGUGAAGGAGGAAGAGAAAACACCUGAGGAGAAGAUGGACACAAAGGGGCCAAAAGAAGAACUGAAAACAGCUUGAACAGAUGACGCCUUGGUCAGAGUGGAUGCAUGAACUUAAAAUUGUCAUACUUACACACAUGCAUACACACACACACGCACACACACACACAUACACAUGUAGCUUCUAAAAGCUAAAGACUGUAAAUUAUUUUCUAAGACUCGUUUUACUACUUGUAUUCUUAAGGAGCGGUAUUUUUUUUUUUUUUUUUUUUGCAUUCUUAAGUGUGAACUGAAAUGCAAGAUGUAUGUUUUUUGUUUUUUCCCCCCCCUUCGUUUUUUUGUGCUUUUGAAACCUUGCAUCACUGUUUUUUCCCCAGUUAGAACCUCAUGUUACUGUUAAUGAAAACACAGCACCUCAACCAAACAGGACCAGAUACAGCACAAAUCUAGCCAGUGGUCACUAGUUUUCCUCCCCUCAUACGAGGGAGGAAUCAACUUGUAAGUUAUUUGAAAUCAUGCAUAUUCACUGCCUGUCCCCUUAUUUUUUUUUUUUUUUUUCUGUGUUCCCUUGUGGAUGCUGUCCUGACGCAGUGUCCUUUACCUCGUUUUUAAAAAGGUAAAAAAAAAAAAAGUUUUUUUAUUGCGGUGUCUGUAUUGAUGGCUCUGAACUUGUCCGCUGUCUGUUGGGGCAUGGAGAAAAAGGCUUGCUUAAUUGCUAAUAGUCUUCAGAAUCAGAUUAUUCUCUGUUGUGGUUAUGCUAUAGCCUGUCAGCAGCAUAGCUGACCAAAUAUACCAGUUUGGAGUUCAAGAGUUCAGUGAUUUGUGAAAUGUCCAUAUUAUAACAAUGACUUUGGUAAAGA